Apus apus (common swift) is the source of this 1668-nucleotide messenger RNA. RefSeq names its product TBC1 domain family member 7 (gene TBC1D7). Gene Ontology annotation, molecular function: GTPase activator activity. Bases 339 to 1220 code for a protein of 293 amino acids. The record is from RefSeq and is a predicted model, not a curated record. The transcript is spliced from 9 exons. Lineage: Eukaryota; Metazoa; Chordata; Aves; Apodiformes; Apodidae. Gene Ontology annotation, biological process: activation of GTPase activity; negative regulation of TOR signaling.
GCCGCCGUCUGCCGGGCUGGGGCGUGGGGGGGGGAGGGGGAGGUCCCGGUGCUGGCGGGGGGCGCCGGGCGUGGCACCCGCCCCCUCUGCCCCCCGCCUUGUCUCCCGGCGCGGCUCUGUCCCGGGCUUGUAUAGAUACGGGACAUUUUUUAGCACUGGUAUAGCAAGUUCAGAUCUGUGGCUGAUACCGCACAUGGCAACCGUGUGAACAUUUAAUUUGAAUCUGCAACUGAAGAACAAACCUACAUACCUAGCCUUAUUUUUUCCUGUCACGUCUGUGCUGCCGAGGCCACCACUGGCUUGACUUUGCUACUGAUUACCUUGUCUGGGAAUCAGUCAUGGCUGACGACUCUCAGAGAAACUUUCGCUCAGUGUAUUAUGAAAAAGUGGGGUUUCGUGGAGUUGAAGAGAAGAAGUCACUGGAAAUUCUGUUAAAAGAUGACCGGUUGGAUAUUGAGAAGCUUUGCACAUUUAGUCAAAGGUUUCCUCUCCCAUCCAUGUAUCGUAUACUGGUGUGGAAGGUGCUCCUAGGAAUUAUUCCUCCUCACCAUGAAUCCCAUGCUUUGGUGAUGAAGUUCCGGCAGGAGCAGUACUGGGAUAUACACCAUGCUCUUCGUGUAAUUCGUUUUAUUAAUGAUUCUACUCCACAGGUAGAUGUUUUCCUCCGUAUACAUCAACUGGAAUCAGGAAAGUUGCCUCGAAACUCUGCUUUUCCAUUGGAGCCUGAAGAUGAAGUGUUUCUUGCUAUUGCUAAAGCAAUGGAGGAAAUGGUGGAGGAUCCUAUAGAAUGCUAUUGGCUUGUCAGCUGCUUUGUGAAUCAGCUGAACAGCAAGCACAAAGAUUCAUUACAACAAUUGCCAAAAUUUCUGGAGCAGUAUUUGAACAUUGAAGAUAACAGACUGCUGAUGCAUCUGAAAGCAUGUGCUGCAAUGAGCAAACUCCCCUAUGAUCUUUGGUUUAAAAAGUGUUUUGCAGGCUGUUUACCUGAGUCUAGUUUACAGAGAGUUUGGGACAAAGUUAUUAGUGGCUCCUGCAAGAUUCUUGUUUUUGUUGCUUUGGAGAUAUUAUUAACCUUUAAAAUGAAGAUAAUAGCACUGAAUACUGCAGAGAAGAUCACACAGUUUUUAGAAAAUAUUCCUCAAGAUAACACUGAUGCUAUUGUCAGCAAAGCUGUUGAUCUGUGGCGCACUCACUGUGGGACUCCAGCACACUCAGUAUGAGAACUUUCCUCACUUACGACAUCUUGGGGAAAAAAGGAUAUUUAAAAAGACAUUUUGCUACUCUUCCCCCAUCCUAGUCUUCAUUUCAUCUUCGAUGUAAAGAUGCUAUUGAAGAAGCUAAUAUCAUAGUGAUCAAUAUGUACAUAUUUUUUCAAUAAAUACAGAUGGAAUGAAGAUACUUGGUGGCAGUGUGAUCAUGUCCUGUGUUUCUUGGCCAUCCAGCUACAGUGUUCUUAAGGCACAGUGUGCUCUGUGGCUUUUGGGGAGGUAAAUCUAACUCUUGAAGCAAGGUAAAUAGACUUACUUGUCAUUUAAGAAUGUUUUUACAUGCCAGCUUAUACUUGAAAUAACUAGUUAUUACUUGGAGGUGUUUUUAAGGUGAAUUUACUAAAUGUUAGUCUGCUGUAACUCUUUGGUGAAUAAACAUGCCUUUGCUAGAACUAUAAAA